AUGAAGAACGUCGUUACCGAGAAACUCUUCCAGUCGCCGUCCAAGUACAUCCAAGGACCAUCUGCCAUCAAGAAUGCCCCUAUCUAUCUAGGGUCACUAGGCAAGACGGCUCUGUUGACUGCAGAUGAUGUCGUGUACAAGAUCGCUGGUGCAGCUCUGACGAGUUCACUGGAGCAGGCAGGCAUGAAGGUCGUAUACGUUCGCUUCAACGGUGAAGCUUCAUCAGCAGAGAUCGCACGGGUUCAAGACAUUGGCGCGCAGAACAAGGUCGAGUAUGUAAUUGCUCUCGGUGGCGGGAAAACGAUCGAUACUGCCAAGGCAGUCGCAGACAAGCUUGGUGUCCCUUCAGCAGUUCUCCCUACGACAGCCUCUACAGACGCGCCGUGUUCCGCCCUCAGCGUUCUAUACACACCCCACGGAGAGUUUGAUCGCUACUCUUUCUUCAACAAGAACCCUACCGUCGUUCUAGUGGACACUUCGGUAGUCGCAAAGGCACCGGCUCGGUUCUUGUCUGCUGGCAUUGGCGAUGCUCUAGCCACACACGUCGAAGCACGCGAGGUUAGGAACGCGGCCAAUUUUGGUGGUGGUCUUCCUACGCUCCUUGCCGGUGCGAUAUCUGCAAGAUGCGAGGAAAUCCUAUUCAAGUACGGAAAACUCGCGUACGAGUCUAACAAAGUCGGUGCUAUUACCCCGGCCUUAGAAGCUGUGGUUGAAGCAAACACGCUGCUGUCGGGCUUGGGUUUCGAAAGCGGGGGAUUGGCUGCUGCGCAUGCGAUUCAUAAUGGUCUGACUGCCCUAGAGCCUACGCACAAAAUGAUGCACGGCGAAAAAGUUAAUUUUGGAACCGUUUGCCAGCUCAUACUUUGCAAUGCGUCCGUGGAGGAGAUAGACCGGUAUCUGGAGCUCAUGACUUCUGUUGACCUUCCUGUUACGUUGGCGCAACUUGGGGUUACGAGCGUCACGGACGAGGAACUUGGACAUGUUGCAGAGCUGGCUUGUGCGCCGAAUGAGACGAUAUGGAACCUGGACUGUGUCAUCAACGUCGACGUUGUCUUCAAUGCUAUCAAGGGCGCCGAAGCUGCCGGUCGCAGUUUCCUCCUCAAGAAAGGGCUGUUGUAA
This is a messenger RNA of Guyanagaster necrorhizus, 1119 nucleotides long. Its product is annotated as glycerol dehydrogenase. The transcript is spliced from 5 exons. Bases 1 to 1119 code for a protein of 372 amino acids. Lineage: Eukaryota; Fungi; Basidiomycota; Agaricomycetes; Agaricales; Physalacriaceae. Gene Ontology annotation, molecular function: oxidoreductase activity, acting on CH-OH group of donors; metal ion binding. The record is from RefSeq and is a predicted model, not a curated record.